AGUACCCCUAUGUAUCCAUUCAAGCAAAUGUCGGUAGGAGAGGAUGUGAUCUACGAUAGCGAAAACAUUCCCAACGGUUUGACGACGGACACCCUAUUGUCGAAGGACAGCAAAGAUGUCGAAUUGAAUGGACGUAGUGUGGAUGCAGAACGGCAAAGCCUUCGAUCCGGCACUUAUUGCAAAAGUGCAUGCGUUUCACAAUCUCUGAGUCCAGUAUUCUUCACUUUACAAGUACUCGCACUAUUUCCAAAUCCGAACUCGAAGAGAAAACAUCGUUGGAGGAGAAUUACGAGACUGGUUUUCAUGCUCAACUUUUCUGCUCUUGCUCUACUUUUCAACACUUACCUCCUCAGUAAGAAUCUGUGGCUCAUAACUGCUUAUCAGGAACGAUUUGGAUUGAUGCAUGCAUCCACUGUUUCAUGCAUCAUCACAGGCAUUAAACCAAUGAUCAACAUUUUCAUCAUUGGACUGUUUGCGACUCGAGUACGACAACAUUUGCGAUUGAUAAAGACCCUCGAUGGUAUCGAUGCUUGCUUUCGGAACGCAUUCUCCCUUACUCCACCAGUCCGCUGCUAUUCCGCCGUAUUCUUCGCUGUCAUCGCCUUAUUUACUGCCCUACCGUUCACAUUCAGAGUCUUUGAAUUUAUUUAUACGGAUCAAAAGUUCGGAACGAGUGUGAUUCAAGACACUUCCUUCAUCAUUGUUCCUGUACUCACUUUAUGGAAUCUGAUACCUCUUCUGUACUACGACCUGUACAACCGAAUCGUACGGUUCUACAUCAGGACAUUAAUAAAGUCGAUGAACAUGGAGCAUAGAAAACGUCGCUUUAGUCUAAAGUUCUACUAUGACCAAUUUCUCAGGAUUACAAAUGUUCAGGAAGAAGUGGGUAGAUUGUUUAAUCCAUUUAUUCUUUUCUCUUUGGCCUGGUCUAUACUAGUACUGUGCUUGACAAUAUACUUCAUCACGCAGCCACAUUCAAGUCUCCUGCAGCCUAUCACGCCUGAGCAGAUUACUGUACCAGAGAUCAGACGUAGGCUAACGAGGAGUGUCCAUUUUACGAUUUGUUGGGCUGGAUUGCAAGUGGUUGUAGCACUCAUGCAUAUUUGUCUGAUCUGUUAUACAGGCAUGAGCACAAAUGAAACUACUCGAGGCAUAACAAAUGCUGUGCUACGGAUAGUUCCAGCUACAAAUGCAGAUCUUGAUCGUUAUCAGCUAACCUGUUUUGUAUCGAAAAUGUCCACGCAAUUCAUGUGGGGAAUGACUGUAUGGAGAGCUUUCCCGCUGGAAAGGACCACCUUCUUCACUCUUGUAUCCGUCAUCGUCACUUACGCGUUCCUUCUGCUGAAACUGAAAGAAAAUCCAGCAAUGACGCCAAUAAUUCGUUCCUUCGUCAUCCACAAUGGAACAGCUUUGACAACACCGAAGCCAUGA
Molecule: messenger RNA, 1431 nt
Organism: Cylicocyclus nassatus
Lineage: Eukaryota; Metazoa; Nematoda; Chromadorea; Rhabditida; Strongylidae
Source: the annotation of a GenBank genome assembly